Suillus clintonianus is the source of this 1077-nucleotide messenger RNA. RefSeq lists its product as uncharacterized. Bases 6 to 809 code for a protein of 267 amino acids. NCBI's taxonomy places the organism in Eukaryota, Fungi, Basidiomycota, Agaricomycetes, Boletales, Suillaceae. The record is from RefSeq and is a predicted model, not a curated record. The transcript has 8 exons.
AGGUCAUGUUUGUUUGGGAAAGACAGUGGUCACCGAUGUCGUGCCUUUACCUUAUCGUCCGAUAUUUUGGUCUUUUCGUUGCACUGUAUGUCGUAGUCGUCUUGUCCUUCAUUCUAUCAUUAGGGGGAGGUUUGGUGUAUAUGCCUGAAUCAGUGAGUGUAUCUAUACCUGCUAUCUUUAAGGUGUUCCUAAUUGAGAUGGUUUUAGUCGUACUCGUUCUUAUCUGGCGUCUUUACAUCCUGUGCGACCAAUCUAAACGCGUACUUUAUGUUCUGGUGGGGCUGUUCUUGCCUAUUGUCGCCCUCUCCAUAGGGAUGGACAUCUUUUUAUAUAGUCGACCCUCAGCGUUCUCAGUGAAAGAAGUAAUCACUGCGAACGUCAAGUACUGCGCCCCUUCCUUCAACAUAGGACCUAUGCCUGCGAUAUAUGCCUCCAUCCCCAUCAUUUGCUAUGAUAUUUUCCUAGUUGUUCUCUCAGCUUCCUUCCUUGUGAAACACCUAAAAGAACGGAAGGAAAUCAAAAUGAGGCCCAAUAUCUAUGUACUACUAAUUGUUCGAUGUCAUAUCAUAUACUUCGUCCUGAAUCUGGCAAACCAAGUCUUCUUGGACAUAUUAUGGGCUAGCAUUCCGACACCGGUGAUGAGUCUCGCAGAGCUCUUCAACGAUACCGCACCAUUCAUUUGCGCGCCGCGUCUUAUCAUAAGUAUUUGGGAUACGCAUGCCAACGAAAACUGCGUACAGGUCAGUACGGCGUUCGAAGAUUGUGUAUGUUGGACUUCGCAUCCACAGCACGAGAUCUCGUUCGAAUGAUUUGGCAUAGCGGUUACAACAUCAGGAUCAAGUCAGGAUCGAUGUAGAACGAGGUGUGCAGGCAUGCUAAAAGUGUUCAGUCUCAGGCCCUGGCGGGGUUCCUGAUUUUCCAAGGGUAGAUCAGGGCCAAUUUUUUCUGUAAAUCCGUGCACUAUCUGAUAGUGCAACAUAGCAUAAUUUAUCAUAGAGGACUAAAUACACUCAUGGCCCAUGGCCCAUGGCUCAUGACUCCCUCUCCCUCCACCUCGUAAGAUGUCACGGUUGACGC